GUGGGUAAAAAAGAAUAGCUACAGAAAGGCCAAAGAAGCUUCUUUUCUGCAUCAAAAAAAUCCAAACCCUCGGAGCUUAACAGAGUGUUCAUCCCCACUCUUCUCUCUGUGUGUCUCUGUUGAAACAAUCAAACCCAUUUUCCCCUUCUUCAUAUUCGUAUACUUUCUCAGGCUUUUCCUCGAGUUAUAUUUUGGUUUCUUGCAUUGUGUAAGUUUGAUGUCUAUACCACUGGAACAUAAUUAUAUAGGCUUAACAGAGACUUCUUCAAUGGAAAGAAGCUCUGACAAGCUUUCAUCUUCUACUUCCUCUACCCUCUCCAGUGAGGAUGGGAAGACCUCUGCUCUCAACCUCAAGCAGACUGAGCUCAGGCUUGGUUUGCCUGGGUCUGAAUCCCCAGAGAGAAAUUCAGGACCUGGGGUCUCUCUUUUUGGCAAAGAAUUGGAGGAUAAGAAUAAUGGGUAUUCUCCAAGCCCUCUAAAGAACCUUGUCUCUGGGGCUAAGAGGGGUUUCUCUGAUGCCAUUGAUGGGUCUGAUAAAUGGGUUUUCUCUCUCAGUAAUGGAUCUGAGGCUGAUUUGUUCUCUCCUGGAGGUGGGAAUGGUGGGAAGCCCAGUACCCAAUACUCAUGUCUGUCUGCAACACCAAACAUGAAGGAGGCUGCCUCUGUUCCUCAAUCUCCAAAACCACUUCAGGAGAAGAAGCCUCAGGUUCCUGCUGCAAAUGAACAGGGUAGUGCUCCUGCUGCAAAGGCACAGGUAGUAGGAUGGCCACCAAUUCGAUCAUUCCGAAAGAACACCAUGACCUCGAAUUUGGCAAAAAAUAGUGAUGCUGAAGGCAAAACUGGAUUUGGAUGUCUUUAUGUAAAAGUUAGCAUGGAUGGUGCUCCAUACCUAAGGAAGGUUGAUCUCAAAAUCUACAACAAUUAUGUGGAAAUCUCAUCAGCUCUCGAGAAGAUGUUCAGCUGCUUUACCAUUGGGCAGUGCAGUUCUCAUGGACUUCCAGGACGAGAUGGCCUGAACGAGAGUCGCUUGAAGGACCUUCUCCAUGGUUCUGAAUAUGUGCUGACAUAUGAGGACAAGGAUGGUGAUUGGAUGCUUGUUGGUGAUGUCCCCUGGGAAAUGUUCACCAACUCCUGUAGGAGGCUGAGGAUCAUGAAAGGUUCAGAGGCAAUUGGGUUAGCGCCAAGGGCCAUGGAGAAGUGCAAGAGCCGUAGCUGAUGUGAAAGGGAGGCAUUCAAAGCUUUGGAAGAAUUUUUACCUUGGUGUUUUGUUAUAGAGUCCUAUAUGUGUACUUGUGUAGUUAAUAGAUUGGAAAAUUUUCCAGUAAGGUAGAAGAUUUCCACUGGAGACAUCCAGAUUAUUCUAUAUUUUUAUCUUGUUUUCUCUAUUAUGUAUCGCUGAAUUCCAAUUGCUGUGUAAAUGGGUUGCUUGAUGUUUGUA
Molecule: messenger RNA, 1438 nt
Organism: Corylus avellana
Lineage: Eukaryota; Viridiplantae; Streptophyta; Magnoliopsida; Fagales; Betulaceae
Product: auxin-responsive protein IAA27
Biological process (GO): regulation of DNA-templated transcription
Cellular component (GO): nucleus
Source: RefSeq, a predicted model, not a curated record